AUGAUAUUUUCCCUCCGACAGGUCAUGGAGAAGGUCCGUGAGAAAAAUCAAGAGUUGUUCAUGAUGUUCGUUGACCUUACUAAGGCCUUCGACACUGUUAACCGGCAAGCACUUGAGAAAGUUCUGAAAAAGCUUGGUAUACCUGACAAGAUGUUGAAUGUGAUCAUCUCCUUUCAUGAGGAAAUAAAGGCUACUGUCAUGUCUAGCGGUUACCGGGAUCGAUUCAUUCAAUGCAUCCAAGAUAUGAAUAAACGUCCAACAAAAGGAAACUAUCAAAUCUUGUUGACACCCCACAUGAUAUUACCAUUCCUACCUCUGCUUUUACAUCCACGGGAGGUCAGCGUCACUUUUGAACAUACGCAUCAGGAAUCCAGAAAUUUGAGUUCAACAAUGCGGCAUUUGAGCUCAGGAUUGUCUAAUCCUGAUUCCCAACCACAUGGUUCCAAAUGUAGUGGGACCUUUGAACUGUCAGGAUAUAAGCGUCGACGCAACAACAAAGAUAACGUCGACAACUACGAUGACGUCGACGAAAAUGAAGAUGAUAUCGACAACACCGAAAAUGGUGCCAACGACAAAUAA
Messenger RNA from Octopus bimaculoides (California two-spot octopus), 579 nucleotides. RefSeq lists its product as uncharacterized. Lineage: Eukaryota; Metazoa; Mollusca; Cephalopoda; Octopoda; Octopodidae. The record is from RefSeq and is a predicted model, not a curated record.